AUGCAGUACGCACGCAGCAUUGUAGAGUUUCUCCUUCCUUCCUUCCCUUUCCCCCUUUGUUUGACUUCGAUGAGGCUACUCCGUAGUAGACUAGUUGGUAAGAAAAUAGGUUUUGCUUAUUUGAUCAUACGAUUGAGGGUUUGUUUUACCUUGGGUGGUGGUGGAGUUAGGGGUGCUAAGCAGAGUAGUGUGACUGAAUUGAACUUAAUCAUGGAUAAAGUUGGCUAUAUGACGAGAGCAAAGCGAGAUACUUAG
Messenger RNA from Aspergillus niger, 255 nucleotides. RefSeq lists its product as hypothetical. Lineage: Eukaryota; Fungi; Ascomycota; Eurotiomycetes; Eurotiales; Aspergillaceae. The transcript is spliced from 6 exons. The record is from RefSeq and is a predicted model, not a curated record. Bases 1 to 255 code for a protein of 84 amino acids.